Molecule: messenger RNA, 2406 nt
Organism: Zophobas morio
Lineage: Eukaryota; Metazoa; Arthropoda; Insecta; Coleoptera; Tenebrionidae
Product: sentrin-specific protease-like
Exons: 4
Coding region: 338-2182 (614 amino acids)
Biological process (GO): proteolysis; protein desumoylation
Cellular component (GO): nucleus
Molecular function (GO): deSUMOylase activity
Source: RefSeq, a predicted model, not a curated record
AUCGCGGCAAUCAUCGCUAAUAAUAAAAAAACAACAAAAAUGCGUUUUGUAAUUAAUUAUUUAACUAACAACAAAAAAGUGUGUUGAAUAUUGUUGCUGAAUAUUUUUCGUGAACUAAGUAUUUGUGGCGCUAUUUUCGAGUCACCAGCCAAAAUUCCCUAGAUUUUUGACUUUCGACAGAUUGACAGGUCGCCGUGAAAGUUUGCGUUUGGGUUGUUAUUACGCCUCUUGUAUUUUUAAAUUUUGCCAAAAUGCGUUUGUUAUGAAAGCGUCUGCGGCUGGGUUUUCGCGUUUACGGCGUUAUUGAUGUCCGUGAAGUCCUUUCCACCGGUAAUCGAUGAAGAUGUUUGAAUCGAUUUUACAGUACGUUAGAAGUUGGUUUCCAGCCAACGAACUGUCCACUUCUAAUGAAUUUUCUCGUAAACGCAGAGGUUCAGACAAUUACACCCACUUUAGAAGCCCCAAACACCGAAAGAUACUCUCCACAGUGACCAACAACAUCUUCGACGAUGACAGUUUCCCCUCGCCUUUGAGAUCGUCGUCCAUGUUGCGGCCUUUGAACGGUAGUGAUCGGACUGUGGUCAUUGAUGAUGAAGACGACGAAAGACCGCUGACGAAACCCGUUGAUAUUAAACGCAAAUCGUCUGAGAACCGUUUGAAACUGAACGGGAACGACGAUUUGAGUUUCCUGAAGUCGGCGAAAAGCACGGCUGAGAAGAAACUAGAGGCUAAAAAAGCCGGCGUCGAGUAUAUUACUCGAUUUUCGUCGAGCUACGAACCUGUGACCACGAAAUCUCCAAAUAUGCAGAACGGCACGAAACCUAAGUCAAAAGUUUCGCCGAGUUUGAAAAAUCAACCAAAAACACGUUCCUCCUUAAAUAAUACGCUGUCUUCGCCUACUUUGGACUACUCAAUUCGCCUAGAUGAUAAGAAAAAAUAUCAAAUGUUGCUGGAAAAUGUGGCGUUGCAGAAUACUUUUAAUAACUCUUUCAAUAGCUCGUCGAUUUAUGGAACUCCGGUUGGAGGGAUGUUUAAUCGGUCGAGGAGAUUGGUGGAGAUGGCGAGGUCGCCUAAGCAGAAAUCGUUCGAAGUUAUCGAUCUCACAAGCGAGAAUAAGACUAAAUUAUCGACGAAGGAUAAAGUUAUUAAGAUUUUAGAUGAUUUUGAGAGCGAGACUGCGGUUAUUGAAGACUCGGAUUCGGACGUUGAAAUUUUGCCAACUCCACCGUCGCCCAAACCGGAUAUUAAAGUGCCGCCGGUGAAUAGUUUGAAGACUGUUAUUGAUACUUCCAAGCCCACGCACCAUAAAUGGUUAGAGGAUGUCACGAAAAAGCACGAACAAUAUGUGGUGGACAAGUCCAAAGAGAUCCAAGCUUACGAAAAAAGCUCGUCCACCUUGAGCGAAAUCAACCGCGACAUGCUAAUCAAAGCCCUAACUCGAAAGGUCCAAGAUUCCCUCGCCAUCAAAGACUCCAUCCUGCCCCUGAUCGAGGACGAAGAAAUAGAACUCCCGGCCCUAACCGACGACCAAAUCCGAAUAAUGAAGAAGGCCUUCUCGGGCGACCCCAACGAAGUCCUGACGAAAAAGUUCAACCUCAACGUCAACCGCCGCGACAUCCAGACCCUGGCCGGCCUCAACUGGCUCAACGACAACGUGAUCAACUUCUACAUGAACCUGAUCAUCGAGAGAGGGACAGACUCCAAGUGGCCGCGGGCGUACGCCAUGAACACGUUCUUCUACCAGAAGUUGUCGACCAGCGGCCCCGAGUCGCUCAAGAGGUGGACGAGGAAGGUGGAUCUGUUCUCGUACGAGUUCAUCUGCGUGCCUAUACAUUUGGGGAUGCACUGGUGCAUGGCCAUCAUCAACCUGAAGGAGCAGACGAUCAAGUACUACGACAGCAUGGGGAAGUCGAACAACCAGUGCUUGAACGCGCUGAGGGGCUACCUGGAGUUCGAACACAUGGACAAGAAGAAGGAGGCGUUCAGUACGAGGGAUUUUGUGUUGGAGAACGUGCAAGACAUUCCGCAACAAAUGAACGGGAGUGACUGUGGGAUGUUUUCGUGUACGUUUGCGGAAUUUGCGACGAGGAAGGCGAAAUUCACGUUCCAGCAGGAAGAUAUGCCUUACUUGAGGAAGAAGAUGGUGGUCGAAAUUUUAACGGGACAGUUGUUGAUACAGUAAGUGUCAAUGAAGUUGUACAGCGUUUUUCACAUACUUAACUUUUUUCAUUUCAUUAAUGCGGAUCUGUAGAGUUAGAGAUCGAGGAGGUGUUGUGAUAUACACAUUUUUUAUUUUAUGUAUUGCGUCAGGUUACAAAAAUAAAAUAACUUAUUGAUUUCAUUUCUAUAAUUUUAUAUUGUGUGUGCAGCAUUAAGAAUUUAAAUAAAUCGUUAAUUUGAGAAUUA